Molecule: messenger RNA, 411 nt
Organism: Penicillium brevicompactum
Lineage: Eukaryota; Fungi; Ascomycota; Eurotiomycetes; Eurotiales; Aspergillaceae
Product: GFA family protein
Exons: 3
Coding region: 1-411 (136 amino acids)
Molecular function (GO): carbon-sulfur lyase activity
Source: RefSeq, a predicted model, not a curated record
AUGCCUCUUUCCGGACACUGCCUGUGCAAGGCUGUUACUUACACCGUUGACGUUGACGCGCCUUUGAUCACUGCCUAUGAUCACUGCGAUGACUGCCAGCGCCAGAGUGGCUCUACCUACUCUCUCGUCUCCGUCGUCCCCAAGGAGAAGUUGACCAUCAACGGCCCCGUCAAGAGCUGGGCUGGUAAGGGUUCUUCCGGCCACGCUGUCCACCGCAUCUUCUGCUCUGAGUGUGGCUCGCCGAUCGCUCACGACCCCGAUGCCGCCCCCGAGAUCAUCGCUCUUAAGGCCGGUACCCUGGACACUGAGAUCAAGAAGACUCUGAAGCCCGAUACUGAGAUCUGGACUGUCAGCAAACUUCCCUUCUGCCAGGAGCACCUCGCCAAGCCCUUCGAGCACAUGCCCAACUAG